CCAUCGACUCCACCAAUAAUAAGAAGUCCAACACGCCAAUCUCAACGAAUCCUCGUGACGUCCCCCUCUCUCUCGGCCUAACUCACCCACUACGCCCUCUCAUGGCAUCAGAGCAUGACGACACCGUUUUCCCCGAAGAGGACCUCGACGACGACGACGACGACGACUCCCAGUCUCAAGACGAUGACGAUCUCGACAACGACGACGUUUUAAUUGAAGAGGAAGAAGACGAAGAAGACGACCUUAACUUUCCUUCCCCUUCCACUUCAUUCCGCACCGGCACAGCCAACGCCACCGUCGCUGCUUCCGCUUCCAGUAUCCCGACCGCAACUAUCAACUCCUCCACCCCUGCCGUGACCGUUGCUGUCCCUAUCUCUUCCGUUAUGCCCAGUACUGCUGUUGAUAUCAACGACUUUCCGACCGCCAUCGUCAACCAAUCUGAGCCCGAUCCGAAGCGACAGCGCGUUGGUGAAACGUUAGUUGUCCAAAAUGAUAUCAAAAAACCGCAGCCGCUGCCACAAAUGGAUGAUUCCAGACGUCUGUUUCAACGGCUGUGGACGGACGAGGACGAGAUCGAGCUCCUUCAGGGGUUCUUGGAAUACACCGCACAGCGCGGAGGCAACGCGCAUCAUCAGGAUACGACGUUGUUUUAUGACCAGAUAAAGUCGAAGCUCCAGCUCGAUUUCAACAAGAACCAGCUGGUGGAGAAACUGCGACGUCUGAAGAAGAAGUACCGCAACGUGGUUAACAAGAUCAGUUCAGGGAAAGAGUUCUCCUUCAAGAGUCCUCACGAUCAGGCAACCUUUGAGAUAUCGCGCAAGAUCUGGAGCAAAGACAAUACGGUUUUGGAUGACGAUGAGGGGAAUCCUAACGCUAAUCCGGUUGAUGUCGAGGUGAAAACCGAGGAUUUUGGUGACCGGAAGGCGACGCCCAAGUCGAGAAAGCGGUCCCGGCCAAAAUCAAGCGGUGGCGCUAAGGUUGAUGAUAGGCGGGCCGUGAAUGACGAGUUUGUGUUAAAUAAUUAUAAUAGCAACAAUACUAACAAUAAUAAUGCUAAUAACAAUGGGAAUGUAUCGAGUUUGAUAGAGGAGACAGUCAAGAGCUGCUUGUCCCCAUUGUUUAAGGAGCUCUUGGGUGGUGCAAUGGGGUUGGGAGGACCGUCUGUAGGGGCAGGGAGGGGAUUGGGGGCUUUGGCUAUGAAUGCAAUGCCAUUGAGUUUUGGUGGGCAGGUGAGUUUUGGUGGUGAAGUGAUGGAUGAGAGGUGGAGGAAGCAGCAGAUAAUGGAGUUGGAAGUUUAUUCAAAGCGCUUGGAGUUGGUUCAAGACCAGAUUAAGGCAGCUCUUGAGGAGUUGAGGUCUGCAGGUGGAUGAUUACAACGGGAUUUCGUAGUAAGUUAUAAAGAUUUUCCUUUUUAUUAAUUCAUGGUUGUUAAGGUUAGAGGCGGCAUUUGCAUUUUGGGUUUAUUCUUGUUAUUUGGGGUUUCCCAUAAACGGUUGUUGAAUAAUGACUUUUAGAAUUGUUUAGUGUCUUGGUAGUUUGUUCAGGUUUCAUGAUAUGUGUAGAUACUGGCUUGAUAUACAUAAAGCGAAAUGACUGUGUAAUAAAGACGCAGCUGACAGAUGAAUACAGGCUUUUACUUUCUUCAUAAUUUUUACAAAAAUUUGUUCUGUUU
Messenger RNA from Tripterygium wilfordii, 1672 nucleotides. Its product is annotated as probable transcription factor At3g04930. NCBI's taxonomy places the organism in Eukaryota, Viridiplantae, Streptophyta, Magnoliopsida, Celastrales, Celastraceae. Gene Ontology annotation, biological process: regulation of DNA-templated transcription. Gene Ontology annotation, cellular component: nucleus. The transcript has a single exon. The record is from RefSeq and is a predicted model, not a curated record. Bases 102 to 1370 code for a protein of 422 amino acids.